CAUCGCUACUGACUACAAUAAGAAGGCAAAUCGAAGUUCUUACCAUGAACAAAAUCAUCGUCUACGAGCAUGGAAACUUCAAGGGGAUGAGCAGGGAGUUCACCAAAACUGUUCCAAGUCUAAUUGAUGAAAACUUCAAUGACUGCAUUUCAUCCUUAAUGGUAAUUGGUGCCCCUUGGGUAGCUUAUGAGCAUUGUAACUUCAAAGGCCGACAGUUUGUCUACGAGGAAGGCCAGUAUGCCAGUGUUGAAUGGAAUGAUGUAUUUUCUUCCCUGCAAAUCAUCACUGACAACCUUGAUGACCCCUUGAUCACUUUAUAUGAACAUGGUAAUUACGGUGGAAGAAAGAAAGAUGUCACUAUUGAAACGAACCUGUGCUUUUCUGACUUCAAUGACACUGCCUCGUCCCAUAUUGUGCAUAGAGGAGUCUGGGUCCUGUAUGAACACGGAGACCGCGGAGGCCGGCAAAUCAUUGCUCGAGCAGGGGAAAAGGUGGCAAACUACGGUGAUCUCGGUUUCAAUGAUCAGCUCUCCUCUCUUCGUCCACUGCAGUACGGCUCCCCUACUGUGAAAGCCAAAAUUCAGUGGGAGAAAAUGGUCAAGGAGUCGGACAAGAAUGUGAAGAUCGAUGAACUCGUCGUAGUAAACGAAUCUGACACUGAGCAGUCGUUUUCUUCCACUGCCACCAAAGAAUAUGAAACCUAUGCCAGCCAGAGCAUCUCAUUCAGCAACUCCACCACAAUUACUGUUGGUAGUAAAUUCUCCCUUGAUAUCGUGCCUGGUGUAGGAGUGGAGACCAGCAUCUCGGCUUCCAACACCUUCACUGUUGAAAAAGGAAAAACUGAAUCUUCAACUUCAAGAGAGAAGACUGAAAUCAACCUACCUGUCAAAAUCCCUCCACAUACAGAAUUAACAGUUAAUGUCAUGAGAAAAGAAAUGUCUGUGAGGGUGCCAGUAGAGUUUACUGUCACUCGAGGUAGUAACACUAAAAAAGAAUACGGGGAAUACCGGUGCAACUCGGGGAGCUCAGUGCAUGCUGAAUAUUCAUCUAAACAGCUGAAAUGAAAUAGAGAAACGAAGAUAAGGAAAUGCUAAUCAUAUUCGGCCAAUAAUUGAAAUGUAAACUGGGAUUUGUUUUUAGUUUUUUUACUAACCUCUCCCAGUAGUUAGUACU
Erpetoichthys calabaricus (reedfish) is the source of this 1173-nucleotide messenger RNA. RefSeq names its product epidermal differentiation-specific protein-like. Gene Ontology annotation, cellular component: extracellular region. Gene Ontology annotation, molecular function: structural constituent of eye lens. Bases 45 to 1064 code for a protein of 339 amino acids. Lineage: Eukaryota; Metazoa; Chordata; Cladistia; Polypteriformes; Polypteridae. Gene Ontology annotation, biological process: visual perception; lens development in camera-type eye. The transcript has a single exon. The record is from RefSeq and is a predicted model, not a curated record.